GAGCCUCGUGUUCCUCGUACCCAAUCGUCCCUUUCUCUGCAUUCAGCAAAUAGGCCCACACAGUCCCUGAAAAAAAGCAAAGAACCCACUUUUCCCGCCAAAAACAGAGCGCUGCUUCUUACCACUCACUCACCACUCUUCUCCUCCUCUCUGUGUUCAGUCCCACCCAGAGAGAGAAAAGAGAAGAGAAGAGAGAAAGGAGAAGAGGAAGAAGAAGAAGAGAAAGGAGAAGAGGAAGGAGAAGAGAGAGAAUAAAAAAUGAAUAGCUCGUCGAAGGUGAUAAUGGCGGCAACAAUGGUAAUGGUAGUGAGCUUGGUCAUGGUUUUAAGCUUAGUAUUAGUACUACUAGCCGAACUCUACUGCUCUCUCUUACUUCGCCGUCGCCGCCGUAACUCCCUCUCCCUCCCCACCACCACCACCACCGUCGUCCCCACUGCAACAACCACCACAAGCCUCGCUCAAGCCAUUUCAACCACCAACGACACUUCGCCAUCUAACAUCGAUUCUUCACCAAAUCCUCUAACCACAGGCGUUCUUCAGACUCCAAAAUCUUUUUUCCAAACCAAAACUCAUUUUCACCGUCAACAAUCUUUACAAGCUUCUCCUGAUCUGAUUGUACCCAUCGAUAACGAUUCAGUGGAUAAUUUCGUCUACAUAUCGAACCCAAUUUACUCGAACGAAGCAGCAAGUAAACCAACCACGCCUUUCGAAACCCCUGAGUCGUCACCGUCGCGGCUCGAGACCGGAGACUCGUCUUCUUCCGGCGAGGAAGAUAACGACGUAACCGGAGAUUCGACGCCGACAUUGACUCCGAUGAAGGGUCUUCCUGAAAAGGCAUGCUCUGUUUCGUUGAAAGAUGUGAGGUCGUUGGAAACCUCUGCUAGUGAAUCCAAUAGUAACAACAACGAUGGCUCUUCUUCGCCGUCUGGUUCGCCGUCGUAUACUUCUCCGUCGUGGUAGAGUUUAUCUUAUUUAAUUAUGAUUUAGGUUAUUUUUCUUUUAUUUUUCAUUUAGUUUUCGGACCGUCUUGGAAUGUGUAUGAGUUGUUGUGGGUAACAGAGAGUUUUGGACAUUUGGCUCGAUGACCCAAGCCACGCUUGUUUUUCCAGAGUUUCCUCCAUCUGUCGUUUUCUGUGUUCUGGAAAAAAAUGAACACUUGUUCCAUAAUUUUUUUAUCAUAACUUAAAAGUAAAAGUUAA
Molecule: messenger RNA, 1199 nt
Organism: Eutrema salsugineum
Lineage: Eukaryota; Viridiplantae; Streptophyta; Magnoliopsida; Brassicales; Brassicaceae
Product: serine-rich adhesin for platelets
Exons: 1
Coding region: 259-960 (233 amino acids)
Source: RefSeq, a predicted model, not a curated record